CUGGAUUCUUUUGCAGUGUCAUAGAUAUCGCUGUGACAAUAUUCUCUAGAGAGUCGAUGGAAGCUGUUUGUCAUAUUCUAAGAUGGUGGAGUGGAGAAAAGCGUGUUCACAUCCCUGCGCCUUCAUGAACUAUAAGUGAGAUAUUUCCCAGGCUGCACUCGAGGGGAAGACAAGCUAAGCCCCACAGUCUCCCUCCCAAACGCAGCUAGGCAAAAUAAUGCUCAGGCCUCUCGGCAAUGGCGGGAAUCGCUCGGAUGAACUCCCGCGCGCCACCUCUCCACCUCCUCGACCUCCCACUCUCCACCCACCACCAUCUCCCCUUCCAUCCUCCUAUACUCACCUUUUCCCGACUCCCCAACAAGUCUAGGACCCUCCCGUGCGCAGCUCGAAGAAGGAAGGAGCCAUCAGCAGCAGCAGAGGCAAGCUCUUUGUCUACCGCCUACGACACCGACAGCCACGACCUCAACUCCCAACUUCGCCAAUUAUGCUUAUUGGGGAGAUUGGACGAAGCCAUGCAGCUUCUUGGCUCUAUGAGGGAAGAUAGAGCCACCGUCGAAGAGGAGACGUUCGUUUCGCUCGUUCGGCUCUGCGAGAUGAAGAGGGCACUCGAACAUGGUGAGACCGUCCAUGCCCACAUCUCUGCUUCUUCUUCAUGUGUUCCGUUGAGUUUGCGUUUGGGUAAUUGUAUGUUGAGCAUGUAUGUGAGGCUCGGGAAGGUUCUGAAUGCUUGGCUUGUGUUCGGGAAAAUGAAAGAAAGGGAUGUGUUCUCGUGGAAUGUUAUGGUGGGUGGCUAUGCGAAAUCCGGUUUUCUGGAGGAAGCACUCAAUUUGUACCACCAGUUGUUGUGGGUCGGAAUCCGGCCGGAUGUGUAUACGUUUCCUUGUGUUUUAAGGGCAAUUGGGGGACUUCCCGAUCUUGGUAGGGGGAGGGAGGUUCAUGUUCACGUAAUUCGUUUCGGUUUUGAUGCGGAAGUGGAUGUCGUUAACGCUCUGAUCACCAUGUAUAUGAAAUGCGGCGACUUCAAAAGCGCCCGCCGAGUGUUUGAUGGAAUGCCUCGGAGAGAUCGGAUCUCAUGGAAUGCUAUGAUCUCGGGAUACUGUGAAAAUGGUUUGUUUGAAUCAGGUCUGAGAUUGUUUUCCGAAAUGAGGGUCGCGUCCGUUGAUCCGGAUGUGAUGACGAUGACUAGUGUUAUUGCAGCUUGUACUUCGUUGGAUGACGAGAGAAUAGGGAGAGAGAUUCACGGGUUUGUACUGGUUACAGGAAUGGGUGUUGAGACUUCAGUCCAAAAUGCACUGAUUCAGAGGUACGCUAAUGUUGGGAGGCUGCAGGUUGGGAUUGAGGUUUUCUCGAGGAUGAACCUUAGGGAUGUAGUUUCUUGGACGUCUUUGAUUAGUGGUUAUAUCAGAAACAACAUGCAUGAUAAGGCAGUUGAAGUUUAUGAAGAGAUGAGAUUGGUGGGCGUCAUGCCUGAUGAAAUUACACUUGCGAUGGUGAUUCUUUCAUGUGCUUCCGUGGGAUUUUUGGAAAAAGGCAUUCAGCUUCAUGAGUUUGCUGACAAGAAUGGGUUCACUUCAUGUAUCAUAGUUUGUAAUACACUAAUACACAUGUACUCAAAAUUAAAGUCUUUAGAUAGGGCAGUGAAAGUGUUCAAGGAAAUGCAAGAGAAAAAUGUGAUAUCAUGGACCACAAUGAUCAUGGGCUUCCACAUCAACCACAAGAGUUUUGAGGCUUUGAACUUCUUCCGCCAAAUGCUAUGUAAGUUAAAACCGAACUACGUUACUGUAUUAGUGGCAAUCUCAACUUGUGCCAAAUUUGGAGCCCUCAAGUGUGGCAAGGAGAUCCACGCGUAUGUGUUGCGGAACGGGUUUAGCUUUGAAGGGUUUCUACCUAAUAGUCUUCUAGAUUUGUAUGUACGUUGUUCUAGGAUGGAUACGGCUUAUAACCUGUUCAGCACAAUGAAGUGCAAGGAUGUGGCCGCUUGGAACACCUUGAUAGCAGGUUACGCUAGGCAGGGUUGUGGGUCUGAGGCAAUUUCUCUGUUUGAAGAAAUGAAAGAUGAAGGUGUGGUUCCAGAUGAAGUUACAUUUGUCACUCUCCUCUGUGCAUGUAGCAAGUCCAGAAUGGUGAAUGAAGGUUGGCAGAUUUUCCUGAACAUGACUAAAGAGUACUCUAUCAUUCCUACUUUGAAACACUAUGCGUGCAUGGUGGAUCUUUUGGGUCGUGCUGGCCUUUUGGUCGAAGCAAAUGAGUUUAUUGAGAAGAUGCCAGUCAAGCCUGAUGCUGCUGUCUGGGGUGCUUUGUUAGGUGCCUGCAGGAUCCAUCGCUGUGUUGAACUAGGUGAGAAAGCAGCGCACUACAUACUUGAAUUGGAACCACAUAAUAUAGGCUAUUAUAUACUAAUAUGUAAUGUCUAUGCUGAGGCUGGUCGAUGGGAUGAAGUAGCCAAAGUUAGGAGGCUUAUGAGAGACAGGGGACUAAGUGUCGAUCCAGGUUGUAGUUGGGUGGAGGUUAAAGGGCAAGUCCAUGCGUUUCUCAGUGGAGACAGAUCUCAUCCUCUAACAAGAGAGAUCCAUGCAGUCCUAAAUGGUUUCUAUGAAAGAAUGGAAGCCACGGGAUAUAAAAUGAAUGAAGUUGGUCUCGGUAGUGAAAUAGAAGGUUCUAAGGCUGAAAUAUUUUGUGGGCAUAGCGAAAGAUUAGCCGUUGCAUUUAGUCUAAUCAACACUGUUCCUGGGACACCUAUAUGGGUCACGAAGAACCUCUUCAUGUGCAGAAGUUGCCAUGAUGCUAUUAAGUUCAUCUCCAGGGUUGUAAGGAGAGAGAUCACUGUUAGAGAUGCUGAGCAUUUUCAUCAUUUCAAAGAUGGAGUUUGUUCUUGCGAGGAUGAACGUUACAGUGGCAACUCCUUUGUGUAAGACACCUGAACCGGAGAGCUACUGUGAACAAUUUUAACUAUGUGCUCCAGCUUGUUCCUUGUCUCUUGUGGAUUGACCACAGUAGAACAUACACAUGGCAUUAUACCUACGGAAGAUCUGCAGUCUUCCUGGUAGCAGCGAACAGUUCCAGAGGCUUCAUAUAUGUCAAAGCUACAUUCAUGAUCAAGAAGUCGUACAAUGCUAAACGGAUUCAUGAGUUGCAUAAUACAAAACAAUGUAACCCAUAAGCUAUGAGGCUGAGCAAAUGGUGUGCUCUGGUAUCCAGUCCACGAUAUGUAGGCAGUAGGAAUAAACCGAAGAUAGAAUUAGUAUACAUGGUGAACGUGAAACUAGUCAAUCUGCAAGCAAACCCACCUGUCUUGUGAGUUUCAAAACUUUUAGCAUGUGGGAACUUUGUUCUGUAAAGCAUGGGCUUUGUAGCAUUAAAAUUUUCUGAAUGCCAGAAUUUCAUUGGCA
Messenger RNA from Nymphaea colorata (pocket water lily), 3389 nucleotides. RefSeq names its product pentatricopeptide repeat-containing protein At1g15510, chloroplastic. Gene Ontology annotation, molecular function: RNA binding; protein binding; zinc ion binding. Bases 237 to 2912 code for a protein of 891 amino acids. NCBI's taxonomy places the organism in Eukaryota, Viridiplantae, Streptophyta, Magnoliopsida, Nymphaeales, Nymphaeaceae. The record is from RefSeq and is a predicted model, not a curated record. The transcript is spliced from 2 exons. Gene Ontology annotation, biological process: RNA modification. Gene Ontology annotation, cellular component: intracellular membrane-bounded organelle.